UACAAGACAAUAGUGAAGAAGCUUCUUCUUUCUGGUUGUAAAUGAUUGCAUGCCUGACGCUUGGGAACGACUUUAUGGUCUGAAGAGAGGAGAACUGUGGCCUGUGCGCGCUCUUGUUCCGAAUUCUGAUUGUGAGAUGGCUGAAAGUGAAUCCUCCCGAAGGCACACAACAUUCGAAUUCGAUGUUGCUGAGUGUUUCUUUCGAAAAAUCCUCGAGGUUGUGGUGCGGUGAAGCUUUAUCGGAUUCAUAUCUAACUAAAUCAAAAUACUGAUUCGUGCACGUUUCGUCUCGACUGGAGGAGCAGUUUUCUCACGAAUAAACUUUCGCUUCUUGGACAAACCGCUAAAUCGUAAAAUAAGAAAAAGGUUUCGAGUGGAGGAUUUUGCUGAAUUCGUCAAGUUUUUGGGAGAAUAAAGAAUAUUUCGCAUAAAGGAGCAUUUAAAGUUUGCUGGGAGAUCCCUCCUUUUCUUGGCCUUCCUACCAUUUCUUCGAUUCGCAUAUAAACGGAUAUUCAAGGCGCCUCUACUCGUCGGAGGUUUGCGGAUCUCAUCGGAGGGAACGUAACAAAAUAAUGUCCGAUGGACAAAAUGCCACUAUUUACGAGAGGUUCCAUUGUGAAUAUACUUCGAAGAUCCAUGAAAUGUCUAUCAAUCAGAAAGUUGAAUAUAUUCAGGCGAAAAUCGGAAAAAUUCAAAAUGAGUUUAAUGAGUUUACUGCAGGAGGAAGACGUUGCAGUUAAAAAUUCUCCACCAGCAAGGCGAGUGGAUCAUGUAAAUGUAAAUAAUUUCCCUUCAAAACGUCCACUCACCACUUUAGAAAAUUUCCACUACGACCAAUUUCCGUCUUCAAAAAUCAGAAAAAAGGAUUUAAUACUAAAUCCAAAAAUUGUUCGAACAAUUAAUUUCGAAGUUAAAGUUCGCGGUGAAUUGGGUUUAAUAAUAGAGCGAGAUCAGGACUCGAUGAAAAAUAAAUACCUUAUAUCAAAAAAUAAUUCCGAUCAUCAACAAUUGUGGUUGGGAGAUGAAGUAGUAAAAAUUUCGAAACAACGAAUUCGUGGAACAACUGAAUAUCAAUUGAAGCAAACGAUAGAAAAUUGUUUCGGAAACGUCGAACUCAUGAUUUCAAGGGAUCCGAAAUUUUCUUUCGAGGGAAAUUUAUCGAACGAUUGGACGAAUCAUUUAAAUGAAAGGAUCAGAACGAAAAGUGAAUCUGAAAUUUGGAAUUUGCCAGAUUCAUCAGAAAAUAUCAAUCAAGUAGAAAAUGUAACUGUGAGGCAAGAUCACGAAAUUACGAAUAGUCGCUGUAAAAUUGUUGGAUUUUUGAGGAAAAACGCAAGUUUUGAAGAAAUUGAAAACAUGGAAGAGGAGAAGAAAAUAAAAACAGAGACAGAAUGGGAAAAAGGAGGAGAAAAAAAAGAAGUAGUAAAAGUAGAGAAAAGGGAAAAAGAGGAAGACAGUAAUCAAGUAACGGGAAUGAAAAAGUUUUUUUUCAAGAAAAGUUGUGUAAAUCAACCACAGGAUUUGAUAGUAAUUCAAUUAGAGAGUGCGUCAGUUAAGAAACUUGGAUUUUCCAUUGUCGGCGGAUCAGACUUGAAAAUUAAUGAUUUGGGAAUAUUUGUCAAGAACAUUUUCCCCUGGGGUCAAGCAGCAGAAGAUGGAAAGUUAAAAAUUGGUGACGAAAUUUGGUUCGUGAAUGAAAUUAACGUGAAGGGAAAGAGUCACGCGAAAGCUCUACAAAUUAUCCAGGAAGCGAAAAACAAACCGAUGACUUUAAAAAUUAGAAGAGGAUUUUCGAUCGUUAAAUUCUAGCGAUGAAAGUAUUUUUGAUAGAUAAUUAUCCAGAGUUUUUUAUAGUUAAUUAUCUCAAAGGAUAU
Molecule: messenger RNA, 1874 nt
Organism: Leptopilina heterotoma
Lineage: Eukaryota; Metazoa; Arthropoda; Insecta; Hymenoptera; Figitidae
Product: PDZ domain-containing protein 2-like
Exons: 6
Coding region: 580-1809 (409 amino acids)
Molecular function (GO): protein binding
Source: RefSeq, a predicted model, not a curated record